This is a messenger RNA of Procambarus clarkii (red swamp crayfish), 2384 nucleotides long. The record is from RefSeq and is a predicted model, not a curated record. Lineage: Eukaryota; Metazoa; Arthropoda; Malacostraca; Decapoda; Cambaridae.
AAUUACUCUGUUGUCUGCUACGAUGAGUAGGUUGAUUUACUCGUACUCCCGUUACUAACACUGACACACUCACCACCUUCACACUCUCCAACCUUCACCUAUUACUCGCUGGGGUCAUAGUUACGUUACCUAUCACUACCUGAGCCAAUAUUGUCAAUCUUUACUCCCUAAUUACAGGUGUAUGAUUAGUUAAUAAGUUUACACUUUUAAGUGGCUUGUAAGCCAGUAUCUCGAGUACUUGCCAGUGAUAAGAGCAGUGUGGGUGUGUACUCACCUAGUAUAACUUUAUAUUUUAACUGAUAAGUGGAUAUAUGAGAGAUUUUUUCGCACAAUGUUUAUUGCCAAAUCACCGUGGACGUUGCUGUUACGUCAUUAUGACUUGCCAUGAUGUCAUGAUAAACAUUGGUGUGACGUGGCCAUGGGUGACGGUGUUACUGUCUCUCCUAGGAGUCUGCCCCCCGCCCACACUCUCCCAUGUCAUCGGCGAAGCUCGUCUCUAGUGGCAGUGGAGCCUUGAGAGCGAGGCUCAGGAACUAGGGGAGGUGUAGCCCAGCAGCUCCAAAACCAAAAGUCACGUUCAGUUAUGCCGCAUUGUUCUUACCAUUAAGAAAAUCUCCCAACACAAGUGAACGUGUCUUGUGGUAGUUGAUAAAGAAGAUUGUUGACGAACUGCUGUGCAUUUCUACCAGGAACACUGAGAAAACAGAACGGGUAUAUGAAGGGGUCAACUGAUCAAAACAUACCAACACAGAGCCCGCUGAUGAUGGACGCGAGAGACGUAGCUGUGCGUGGGAACGGCAAAACAUUAUUUCAAAGUUUAAUUAAAACUGUGUUUGUGUCGAGUGUGCAAGAGGUGAAGACCAAAGGACAGAAGGUACCAGGGAUGACACAAGGCGGUGAAGACAGACAACGGCGCAGGUUUGAGGACGAGAACAAAUUACUAUUUUUCCUUUUCAAGCUGUGUGGAGUUGUCGCCCUCAGGAAAGUUAAUGGGCAGAGUGUAGUCAGCAAAAUCAGGUUUAUUAUAUUUUACAUGAUGUGGAUUAUUUGGCCUCUAAUUGGAUUUUCUGCUGCACUACUUGGAUAUUCACUGUUUUGUGAUGCCCCGGCUGAUGUUCAAAGCCAUAACCGCAUUAUGGAAGGGUCGUUCUUCAUCCUAGGCUUCGCUGUCUUCCCAGCACUUCAAGCCUACUCUUUAAAAUAUAUUAAUAAAUGUCUUCCUGAAGUGUUGCAAAAAAUAUCAGAGUUGGAUGACGUUCAAGAAUAUUUUAAGACUCCUUUGAAGGUGUUCGGCCCUCCUCAUGGUGAGAAAUGCCGCAAUAAGAUAAGACAAGCCGUAAAUGGCGUCUCUCCCGUCAAACAAAUGUAUCCAGAUCAAUUAUUCCAUUGGCUACCACUGACCAUGAUACUCCUCUCUCUCUCGGCUUUCCUGGUGUACUGGAGCAUUGGGUACGUUACCAUUGUCAAUAUAGACACACUCAAUCAAGAGAUGCCUAUAUUAAUAUUUAAUUUUGCCUACCAAUGUUUCCCUUUUGUAACUACUAUCUUUGUUGUGAUAUUCAUAAGAUGGCAUGCUAGAGUUUACCAGACAGUUCACAAGUUCUGCCAAGAUACAUCUGCAACGUGGACCAAGAGAGAGAUCCUUGUACUGUGUAAUUAUGUGGAUAAGUUGCAAGACAUCUUCAGCCAGAUGAGUGCUGGUUUCUUCAGGUACACGCUGGGAAUGAACUUGUUGACGGUCAUGAUCAGUGCUAUUGCAUGCACUGCAAAAAUUCUUCAGGAUUCUAAUAACAUCAUCUAUCUGGAGCCUCUCGCUUGUAACAUAUUCCUCCUUGUUGUCCUCUGUGAGAGCAGCUCUACUAUCAUGGAUAAGUAUGAGGCUCUGCUGUUGGUACUUAAGGAGGAGAUAAGACGUCACCAAAGACACUCGUGGCACGAGCAGCAUCAACACUUGCUGGUGCUGCGAGACAACUUGCUGGAGUCGCCGCCAGAGGUGGUGACAUUCGGUGGCUAUAGAACGAACCGCGGAUUUUUGGUGACGAUUUUGGGGUUCGUGGUCUCGUAUGCCCUUCUGGUUGACCAGGUGACCAACCGUCGAGCAGAGUGCGCUCACCGCAACAUCCAGGUCGACAACAACAGCAGCAGCAUGGCUUAUGUGAACAGCUUUUGACAUCGUCAAUGUGGAAAAUGAUUUGAUUAUGUGAAUCAUCGACACUGAAGCAUAAUGUUUUUUCAAUUAGAGUGUAACUUUGACAAAUGUUUAAUGUUUUGGUUUAUUGAGGUUGUUGCAGUGUAUAUUAGUCUCAGGUCUUACUUUGCGUGUUAUUGAUGCACAAUUUGAACAAUAUAUUGUAGUGUGAUAAAUACAGUUUCGGUUUGCAAUA